CGCACACGAAGCGCAGUCGCCGGCAACACACGUCGACGUCCAACACCAUGGCUGAUCGUGGAGGAGAUCGCGGCGGCGACCGCGGCGGCUUCGGCCGCGGCUUCGGCCGACGCGGCGACGACAAGGAGGCGGGCUGGACGCCGUGCACCAAGCUCGGCCGCCUCGUGCAGCAGGGCAAGAUCAAGUCCCUGGAGCACAUCUACCUCUUCUCCAUCCCGGUCAAGGAGUACCAGAUCGUCGAGCACUUCAUCGGCGCGCAGCUCACGGAUGAGGUGAUGAAGAUCAUGCCGGUGCAGAAGCAAACCUCGGCGGGGCAACGCAUGCGUUUCAAAGCGUUCGUCGUCGUCGGCGACUCCAACGGCCACAUCGGGCUCGGCGUCAAGGCGUGCAAGGAGGUUGCGCACUCGAUCCAGGGCUCCAUGAUCCUCGCCAAGCUGAACAUCGUCCCCGUGCGGAGAGGAUACUGGGGCGGGAAGCUCGGCGCGCCGCACACCAUCCCGGCCAAGUCCACUGGGAAGUGCGGCUCCGUCACCGUGCGGCUCGUCCCGGCGCCGCGCGGCGCCGGGAUCGUCGCGGCGAUCACGUCCAAGAAGGUGCUCGCCAUGGCGGGCGUCCAGGACGUCUACACGCAAACCACGGGGUCUACGAAGACGCUUGGAAAUUUCGUCAAGGCGACGUACUACGCGUUGAAGAAGACGUACGGGUUCCUCUCCCCGGAGCUGUGGAGGGAGACGACGUUCACGAAACCCCCCGCGCAGGAGUUCACGGACUUCUUGAGCAUGAAGAAGGAAAUCUCGCACAAGACGCACGACGACGAUCGGUACUGAGCCUGAGCCUGAGCGGCGGCGGCGGCGGCGCGGAGACUCUCGACUAGCGAGACGACGAAGAGAGCGAGCUACGAGACGCGUGGCGGGGUUUGGAAGGGCGUAUAGACAGCCUUGCUUGGAAUCCAAUCGCGACUUAAGUACGCU
Messenger RNA from Micromonas pusilla CCMP1545, 971 nucleotides. RefSeq lists its product as uncharacterized. The record is from RefSeq and is a predicted model, not a curated record. Lineage: Eukaryota; Viridiplantae; Chlorophyta; Mamiellophyceae; Mamiellales; Mamiellaceae. Gene Ontology annotation, biological process: translation. The coding region runs from base 48 to 827 and encodes 259 amino acids. The transcript is spliced from 3 exons. Gene Ontology annotation, cellular component: ribosome; cytosolic small ribosomal subunit. Gene Ontology annotation, molecular function: RNA binding; structural constituent of ribosome.